GGGAAAGCAGAGAUCGUAUGACAAAGGAUAAACAAGAAAUCGUGGGAAAAGUGAAUCUCCCGCAACUCAGUUUCUGGCUCCUCAUGAGAAUUCGAAAGAAGACCCCACUAGGAUAGAAUCAACAGCCAGUACAAUUAAGCCCCAUUGGAUUCAGUCGGGACUUAUUUCUGGAGAAACAACAUUGCCUUUCUCCGGUGAGGAAACAGAUCGAAGAGGAAGGAUUCAGCCGUUGCUCCGGAGAGGAUGCCGUGACCCGGAUCAGUCCUUACAGUGAUCAGUGAUCUGGGAUUCCUGAAGAGAAAGCUUCUUUGGGACAGGCCACGCCAUUUUCCUUCCGUGGUCUCUGUCGGGAUGGGUUUUCCGUGGCUCCAACUUCCCUUCCUUUUCCUCUUCCACCUCCUGUUUACAUCAGUCCAGCUGUGCCAAAUCCCUGCAGAAAACCUCCAGCUCAUCCAGUCCCUGAAUUCGGAGCUCCUAAAGAUAGCGGGCGAUGGGUCCCAGGAGCCAGACCCCAGCCUCUAUUUGGCCCUUCGGCUUUCCAACCAGCAUAAUUUGGAGAAGGAAAGGGAGUAUCUCAACCGACUGUCGGAUGUCUUUCAGCCUCAAAGCAGCCGCAGCUCCGGGAUCCCUUCCGAUCCCAGCCACCGGAAAAAACCUGGGACAGGAGAGCUGGCUUUGUACCUCCUCGCUCUGCGGGCUGCUUGUCAGAACAUGGACACCCCAGAGAGGAACCGAGCGGUGACUCAGCUGAAGCUUCUCUUGAAUAGAGAAAUGAAGCACAUCGGGCACAAGGAGAAAGGUUACCCCAUCACCAACUAUUUCCAGUACAGCUUGGGGAUCCUGGCUUUGUGCGUUCACAACAAGAGGACCGAUCCGGAGGUGAUCCGGAAGCUGCUGUCGGCUGAACACCAUGACAGAUUUAAUCACCACCAGACACCCUCUGUAGACACGGAAGCCAUGGCCGGCUUGGCUUUUAUCUGCUUGGAACAAACCCCCAGAUACCCCCACAAUCUCCAGGUCAGCGUAAGCAGGGCUGUGAAACGAGCGAAAGCAAAGAUCCUGGAAGCUCGGACUCGAGACGGGGUUUAUGGGAACAUCUACAGCACCCCGCUGGCGGUGCAGUUUUUGAGCGCUGUCGGAAUGAGGCAGAACCAACAGGAGUUCUCCAGCGGCAUGGCGGCCCUGAGGCAGAGCCUGGAACAGGGAGACUUUCAAAACAACCUGAUCCGGUCACAGCUGCUGCCUGCCUUGUAUUGCAAGAGUUACCUGGAUGUUGCCAGCAUGACGUGCCAAACUCAGACAGAAAGUUCAGUCCCUGAUCUUUCCCUGCCGAAACCUCAGGGGAUCGAUCCGACACGGAACAUUUCUAUCCGGCUAGAAGCAAGGAAGGCCUCUCAGUUACUGUACCAGCAUGUCGUGGUGGUUCCUCGGGGAUCGUCUCUUCUGGAGGUCCUGGAAGCUGCAGCCAAAGACGUUCAGCAGCCUUUGAGGUAUGAGACCCAGAAAACCCUCUCCGGCCCCAUGCUGACGGGAGUGAUGGGGGAGAAGCCUCAAGAAGGCGAACGGAAGUACUGGAGGCUCCUGAGGCAUCCCAACAGCAGUUUGGACCAAGGUAUCGCCGAAUACAUCCCACAAAAUCAAGAGCAUAUUAUUUUGAAGAUGACUUCUUGGUAGAGAUGGAUCCCACCUCUGGUAGGCCCAGCUGUCUCUUCACAAACGAUGGGCAUACGUGCGGACUUGUCCUUGGAGAAUUGGAGCACGUUCUUUUCCUCCCCUCUUGAGGACUAGGAUCUUGGUUGUUUUUUUUUAAACGCCUCUUUUGAUUUCAGUCCAAAGUCCAGUGAUGUAGAAAAAGAAAGAAAGAAAGAAAGAAAGAAAGAAAGAAAGAAAGAAAGAAAGAAGAAAGAACAAACACAACAACAAAUCAUGACCUACAAAAUGUAAAAUUUUGUUAAAAUUGAAAAUACAAAGAAGGAGAAAUUGGUUCUAAA
Molecule: messenger RNA, 1991 nt
Organism: Pantherophis guttatus
Lineage: Eukaryota; Metazoa; Chordata; Lepidosauria; Squamata; Colubridae
Source: RefSeq, a predicted model, not a curated record